This is a messenger RNA of Fraxinus pennsylvanica, 384 nucleotides long. NCBI's taxonomy places the organism in Eukaryota, Viridiplantae, Streptophyta, Magnoliopsida, Lamiales, Oleaceae. The record is from the annotation of a GenBank genome assembly.
AUGAGAGAUGAAUCGCUCCAAAACCUUCAAGAAAUUUCAAAAAAAUCUAUUGACUAUAAGCUUCUAUGUACUGAUUUUCUGAUUCGUGUAUUCGCGCUUAUUGGUGAUGUUCAGGUACCGUUUACUUUGAAUCAGAGAAUUUUGACUUGUGUCUGGAUAGAGUUUUUUGCUAGCGUGUUUGGAAUCUUCAUCGCCGUUAUUGUGAUGGAGCGGGAUGCUUUGCCAACUUUUCCAGAUGAAGAAGCACUUACAUGUAUCGAGAGAGAGUUGGGACUUCCACUUGAUUAUGUUUAUUCAUCAAUAUCUGCUUCUCCAAUUGCUGCUGCCAGUUUAGGUCAAGUGUACAGAGCUCAGUUGAAGUACUCUGCCAGUUUGUUGCUGUGA